AUGACGGAAUACCAAGGCAUGAACUACACUAUUCUCCACACUGAAUUCUACCGAGAGCGCGCGCAACCCGGAAUGCUGGUCGUUGGCUCAGAUUCACACACAUGUCCAUCAGGGGCAGUAGGCUGUCUCGCAAUUGGACUGGGUGCUGCGGAUGUUACUUUGCCUUUGGUUACUGGGGAAACGUGGUUCAAAGUCCCGAAAGCCAUCAAUAUACGCCUGGUUGGAACACCAAAGCCAGGGAUCGGAGGUAAAGAUGUCAUUUUGUACAUCUUGCAAGUGCCAAAACGGAAUACUACAGCAUCUGAUAGAAUUGUGGAGUUCACAGGCCCAGCAGUCAGGCAUUUAUCCCUUGAUACCCGCUUCGCAAUCUCAAAUAUGACCGCGGAACUUGGUGGCAUUACUGACCUAUUUGUGCCAGAUAAGAUUACCCACAAUUUCAUCAAUAGACGCAAACUUGCUCAAUACAAAUGCCCCACGACGUACUUCAAACCCGAUACCGAUGCGAAGUAUGCCGCAGUUCAUGAGAUCGACCUUACAAAUGUGGGGUCUUUUAUAGCACGUUAUCCCAGGCCGGAUGACGUGGUUCCAGUUACAGAAGAAGAGGGAAUAGUGCUGAACGGAUGCUUUAUCGGGGCCUGCACUACGACGGAGGAAGAUCUGAUCAUUGGUGCUCUAGUAAUGGAACAAGCAAUGAAAAGAGGACUAAAGCCUACCGCAAAGGGGAAGAGAAAGGUCGUUCCCGGUUCAAUGCCAAUACAAUAUCGCCUACGGGAACUGGGGUUAUGCGAUAUAUACGCAGAUGCAGGCUUUGAGAUCGGUAUCCCCGGGUGCAGUUAG
This is a messenger RNA of Penicillium concentricum, 837 nucleotides long. RefSeq lists its product as uncharacterized. The record is from RefSeq and is a predicted model, not a curated record. Lineage: Eukaryota; Fungi; Ascomycota; Eurotiomycetes; Eurotiales; Aspergillaceae. The transcript has 3 exons. The coding region runs from base 1 to 837 and encodes 278 amino acids.